Molecule: messenger RNA, 1086 nt
Organism: Alternaria conjuncta
Lineage: Eukaryota; Fungi; Ascomycota; Dothideomycetes; Pleosporales; Pleosporaceae
Exons: 1
Coding region: 1-1086 (361 amino acids)
Biological process (GO): carbohydrate metabolic process
Molecular function (GO): hydrolase activity, hydrolyzing O-glycosyl compounds
Source: RefSeq, a predicted model, not a curated record
AUGAAGUCCUCCGUUUUCCAGCUGCUCCUUCCGCUUGUGCUCGCCUCUCCAACACCGGCCCCCAUAUAUGCACACCCCAAACAGGGUUCCCAUCCCAAACCUGCUCCAGGUCUCGGCGAUCUCGCAAAGAAAGCUGGACUAAAGUACUUUGGCACCGCCAUCGACAACGUCGUCCUCGAUAAUGACGAGUACACUUCGAUAGCCUUCAACCGCUCCGAAUUCAACCAAGUUACCCCGUCCAACGGCCAAAAAUGGAUACACACAGAGCCCCAACGCAACGUCUUCAACUGGACGCUCGGCGACGAGAUCGUUGACCCGAGCAAAGAUGCGCACCAAAUGCGGCGCUGCCAUACCUUCCUCUGGCACCAGCAACUCCCCGACUGGGUGAACAACGGCAACUGGACCAAAAGUAGCCUUCUCUCCGUCCUGGAAACACACAUCAAAACGGUCGCAGACUACUACUGGAACGACUGCUACGCCUGGGAUGUUGUAAACGAAGCAUUCGAAGACGAUGGCACGCUGCGCAAGUCCAUCUGGCUCGACGUCAUUGGCCCAGAGUACAUUGAACAUACGUUCCGCCUUGCAAGAAAGUACACAAGUCCAGGCACGAAACUAUACUACAACGACUACGGGAUUGAGAGGGUGAACAACAAGAGUCUGGCUGUUGCACGCAUGAUCAGCGAGUAUCAACGCGCUGAUGUGCCAAUCGAUGGUGUAGGACUACAGGCGCAUUUCACCGUAGGCAGAGCGCCAACUUAUGAUGAUGUUCGGGCUUCGCAACAGCUGUUCUCUGCCUUGGGCCUAGAGACUGCGCUGACGGAAUUGGAUGUUCGGAUCGGGCUGCCCGAUAAUGCGAACAAGACGGCUGCGCAGGCGGCUAUCUAUGCGGACUCCGUGCGUGCGUGUGUCGAUGAGGAGAGCUGUGUUGGAGUCACCGUUUGGGAUUUUUGGGAUCCGGUUAGUUGGGUGCCGGAGUCUUUCCCGGGUAAUGGGAAUGCUUGCUUGUGGGAUGAGAAUCUGGAGAGGAAGCCGGCGUAUUAUGCUAUUGCUGAUAUGUUGAAGGAGGCGGCGGCGAAGAGGGGAUGA